Molecule: messenger RNA, 1348 nt
Organism: Stylophora pistillata
Lineage: Eukaryota; Metazoa; Cnidaria; Anthozoa; Scleractinia; Pocilloporidae
Source: RefSeq, a predicted model, not a curated record
CUCAAGUUGAACUUUCAACCUGUCGAUAGCGUAUAUUUUUCAAGAGGAAACUUCUUAAGAAAUCACUUCCCUGGUCGAUUUUCAGGAUUAUAAUGGAAUCUGUCUCAGAGAAGGCCUGUAGCUCAAGCAAUCGAUUGCAACAAAAGAAUCAGAAUAAAUACACUCAAGAAGAAAUUGAUGCAGCUUACGCUCUCCUUGCAUUGAGCAACUCAGCUCCCACCCCAUCAGCAGUUGACACAGCUACGGGUUCAAAGCUUGAAGGGGAACUUCGUGCCAAAAUGGAUCAACCCCCUAUGACUCCGCAAGGCAUGUCUGUUAAUCAUCAGCUCAGAAGCGUUCAACAGAGAGUAUCACCUUUAACUGAACUGAACUCCUUUGUUGCCACCACUCUACCGGUUAGAGAAGGACGAUACGUUUACAGCCAUUACGUUUCUCAGCCAACUGACAUUACCAUGUGGAGAUGCGAGAAUCAUGGAUCCUGGUCUUGUCAACAAUGUUUCCAUGCAGCAAACCCGUGAAGAGUUUUCUUAAGGAGUGUUUUAGUGAAAAUGUGCCCUCAAAUUAAACUAACUGACGGCAGUCUUAAAUAAAAAUGUUGCAACUGAAUGAAAUUUUUUUAAUGGCCGUCUUGAAUGUUGUGCCUCUUUACAUGCGGAGUACUUUAAGAAAGAGGAGCUUCGUAGAUUAAUAGGUGCUGAAUAAGUUUGUCUAAACCAGCUCUAAGCCAGCACCAUUCAAAUGCACUGAGCCUAGUGACAACAACCUCUACGUUCAUUCAGUCGCUGUUUAUUUGUUUGCCCAUGAGACUACAACUCAUGCCGCCAUCCGCAUGCAUGUCGGACUCAGCGGAAUGGACUGUCGUGCUCGUUCAUGGACAGGAUAUCUGUCCUUAGACCUGUCCGGAUCUAGUUCUGGUCCCAUGGGUUCUCUUCUCUUAAUAACGCCUGACAGUCUUCACGCUCCCGUGAUUUCUGCCUUGACGAUGACGACGAUAAAGCAGAAAAGUCUUUAAAAAUAUUGGAGAGAGCUGAGGUUGCAUGCCCUAUUCAUAGGGUGUGACCGUAAUUGUUCGCCAUCUAUUUGCACCGCAUGGCAAGAACCAUUCAUUUCUAUUCGGGUACACUUGACAUCUGCUAACCGUAAGCGCACGACUACUUAUAUCCAUGCGGUAUAGGCGUCAUUCCCGUAAGCUUACAAUUUAAACACGACCUGAUAACCUUGUUUUCUGGUUUUCAUGCGUAUCCAUUUCCAGUAAGGUUGUGACAUUUUUCUUAAUUUUAGGUAUUCAUUUUUUUAGUAUAAAAUUGUCUGAGAUCACGUUGCUAAAGAGGUUCAAUGUAUCGCUGGA